GUUACUGCUCCCUGCGGGCAGCUUUCCCAGGCAGCCAUCCCAGCUGGGGGCAGAGCAGGUGGAGGGACAGAGGGGACCCAGCCUCUCGGCCGGCUGGGGGGAUGGAGUGGCUGAGCCAGCGCUGCCUGCUGCUGCCCGCUGCCCAGGGCUGCCCCCGACCCAGCCGGGGCACCUUGCUGCUGGUGGUGACUCUGGCUUUGCUGAUGUACCCGAUGCUGAGGAGUCUCGCUCUGCAGCUGCACUCCGCUGUCACCGGCAGCUAUGUCCCUGGGACCCACUCCAUUGCCUUCAUCAACUGCCUCAACGAGCAGAUUGCCAAGGAUAUUGCCAGGGCCAUCAUGGAUAAGAAGCUGGCUGCCUACGUGAACAUCCUGCCGAAGAGCUCAGCCUUGUAUUUCUGGAAAGGGGAACUGGAAGAAUCCACUGAAAUACUACUGUUAGUGAAAACAAGGACAUCCAAAAUAGGCGAAUUGUCCAACUACGUCAGAUCCAUCCAUCCCUUUGAAAUUCCUGAAAUCAUCAGCCUGCCUAUUGACCAAGGAAACCCUCUCUACCUCAAAUGGAUAGAGGAAAGUGUCCCACCGGACUAAGAAGUGCAGAAAGCGCCUCGCUUUUGGGGAGACCAGGUGAAACCUGAAGCCACACCGGUCUCCCUGUACAGGCAGGAGUUACAUGAACGUGGGGAGGCAGCUUAUAGCUUCACGAGUUUGCUAUAACGCAGAAGUUUGGGAUUAGAAAUUGCAUUUGCACUCGAGACAUCCCCUCCUUGGCCUGACCCUGUGCUCCAGGGAGCACUGAGCAGCCCGGAGGUGACACAGGCUGAAGUGAGGAAGGGCUACAUCCACCUAGGACUGCUGCAGAGGAUACAGAGAUGCUCAUGUCAGGACACUGCAGCAUUUGGGGGCUGUCUCAGGCCACCAGCAGCAAAUGCUAGCUGGAAGCCAGGGGCUGGCAGCCCCUCCAGCGCCGUGCAUCCCCACAGCCAGCACCUGAAACCCUGCCUGGCCCUCUGCUCCCCUGCAGUGGCUGCUGCAGCAUCCUGCUCUGCUCUGCCUCCUGCUUCCCCAGCCCGCAGGCAGCAGGAUGUGGCCAGGCACCCUGCAAUGUGCCAGCUCAUGCCCUCUCCUGCUGUCAUGCAACAUGCUGGUUCGAGUCUUACAAAUUCCAAGGAAACAGCAAACUCGUGUUUUUUUCAAAAAAAAAAAAAGUGAGCAUUUACCAGGAGCUGCAAGCCGCGCAUGUGCUGACCCUGCCCUACCUGCCGAGCCGGGGAGAGCCAGGCUGAGCUGGGCAGCAUCCUCUGCCAGUUCAGGGAAACCAAGUGCUGGUGGGACCAGGGCAUCACCCAGCUGCGGGGCAUCACCCUGCAUCCCCUGCCCACACCGAGAUGGUGGCUUUCUACCCAGGCCAAGUUUAACCUUGGAAAGAAAUGCUCAUGUUGAUAUUUUAAUGGGCUAUAACUUAUGGAACAAUAUUGAGUUACUUAUGUGACUGAGAAGGGAAUAAACGGGAAAUUUUCUUAC
Molecule: messenger RNA, 1523 nt
Organism: Falco peregrinus (peregrine falcon)
Lineage: Eukaryota; Metazoa; Chordata; Aves; Falconiformes; Falconidae
Gene: CUTA
Product: cutA divalent cation tolerance homolog
Exons: 6
Coding region: 102-590 (162 amino acids)
Biological process (GO): response to metal ion
Molecular function (GO): copper ion binding
Source: RefSeq, a predicted model, not a curated record